AAGAAAAAGUGAGGUUCGUUUUGUUGACACGGUUGAGAUGGAAGUCACUGCUGAAGAGGUCUAUGCUGUUGAUCCUAAGACGAUCUUCCAGGCGAUCUUCGUUUUCUUCUGGGUGGUGUACCUAUGGGAAUCGUACUUAUCGUUCAGACAGAGGCAAGUGUAUCGAAACACCAAGCAGGUUCCAGCCCCGUUGCGUGACACCCUCGACCAUGAGACAUUUGAGAAGGCUCGUGUCUACCAGCUUGACAAGAGCUCCUUUGGCUUCUGGCAUGGAGUCUUUUCACAAUUGGAAUCUUCUGCCAUUCUGCUUUUUGGGGGUAUUCCAUACAUGUGGGGAGUAGCUGGAAAUGUUCUUGGAUACUUCAGCUAUGGCCCAGAAUAUCAAAUCGUCCAGUCUUUAGCGUUCUUGCUGCUUACCUCUGUGUAUGGUACUUUUGUCGGUCUCCCAUGGACGUUGUACAGCACCUUUGUCCUGGAGGAGAAACAUGGUUUCAACAAACAGACAGUAGGAUUCUUUGUCAAGGACCAGAUUAAGAUGUUCCUGGUAUCCCAAGCCCUGAUGGCCCCAAUCACAGCUGGCCUUCUCUACAUCAUCCAGAUGGGUGGACAGUAUUUCUUCAUCUAUGCCUGGGCUUUCGCUUUUGCUGUGUCCUUGAUAAUGAUCACAAUAUAUGCGGACUACAUCGCUCCCCUGUUUGAUAAGUUCACCCCCCUUCCCGAGGGAGAGCUGAGGACCAAGAUAGAGGAGCUGGCACAGAGUAUAUCGUUUCCGCUCUACAAGCUCUAUGUUGUAGAAGGUUCCAAGAGGUCGUCACAUAGCAAUGCCUACUUCUAUGGCUUCUUCAAGAGUAAGCGCAUCGUACUGUUUGACACUCUACUGGAGGACUACACCCCUGUGAACAAGGAGGAGGACAAAGCUAAAGAGGCAGAGGCCAGCCUGACUUCUGAGGAACCAGACCAACCCAAGGAGAGUCAGAAGCCAGAGGAGGAGGUAAAGAAGCCGGAUGAGGCUGGCGAGCCAGCCAAGGAUGAGAAGAAGAAGAAGACGGGUUGUAACAACAAGGAAGUCUUGGCUGUCUUGGCGCAUGAACUCGGCCACUGGAAGCUGAGUCAUAAUCUCAAGAACCUUGUCAUAAGUCAGGUGAAUCUGUUCCUGUGCUUGUUUCUCUUUGGUCUGCUGAUUGAGAAGAAAGAACUAUUUGAGGCGUUUGGAUUUUACGCCAGCCAGCCCACCCUCAUUGGUCUUGUCAUCAUCUUUCAGUUUGUGUUCUCACCGUACAACGAGGUGCUAUCAUUCUGCAUGACCGUUCUGUGUAGACGUUUCGAGUUCCAGGCCGAUGCGUUUGCCAAAUCGCUGCGCCGCGCCACGGAACUUCGCUCUGCGCUUAUCAAGCUCCACAAGGACAACCUCGGCUUCCCGGAAGCCGAUUGGUUGUACUCCACCUGGCACUACUCUCACCCUCCGCUAUUGGAAAGACUGGGAGCUCUGGAAAAGACAGAAUGAGAACAACAUUCGGGAUAACGUCAAAUACCCUCUCCCCUAACUACCUGGCUAAGUCGAACCACGAACCAUUCUGCCAUUAGGCCAGAUUUCCUGAAGGGUUAGGAUUAACCUUAUGUUUAGUCAACUAACGGAGCAGUAUUUUGUUUAAAGCUAGAGGUGUACAUUUGGAAAUUCUGUCACAAGUUACUGACCAUAAAAUCUUAAUAUUAGUAAAAACCACUGGAGAGCUGUUGAAGUUAUGAAACAUCGUUAGUGGUUGUUUCCAUGCGAUCAUUUCAACGCUAUCAUCUUAAAAAUGUGAGCAUCAGUUUCAUUAAAAGACAAAUGACAAUUCUGCUAUAAUAAAACAAAAAUGAAUAGAUUUUUAGCUGUUGUAAACUGCUUACCGAGCAAAAUAAGCUGUGGUAUAAAUAUUUAAAUAGUUAAGUGCCUGUUGUUUCGUCCCUAGCAGAGUCUAUCUCAGCUAUGAAAUGAUUUCAUUAUAACGACUCGCUGAUUAUAAAGUUUGACAACCAUUCAAUGAAAUAUUUCCAUCAGAAACACUGUCAAAGUUAAGAAGUUGAGGCCUAAGUUUCUUAUUUCAAUAGCCGACCGUGGUCAAAAUAAGCUUGAUAUAAAUGGCCACAAAAUCUGUAACAUAAACCAUGUUUUGUUCUUUCACUAAAAAAUGUCCUAUGUUGGUUAUGAAAUGGUUGUUGUAUGAGUUUCACAGUUUUUCAAAAUUCCUUGUGUUGGUGCGAAAUGGUCAUAGCAAUAUUGUUUUUGUAAAACCUGCAUUUUAGAAAGGCCAUAUUUCUCUUAAAAUAACCUGGAUGUACGCACCAAGUCAAAAGAUGCCGAGAUAAGGCAUUAUAACACGCAUCAGUUUCUACACGAGAUAUAAAUUGGUUGCAGAAUUGAGUUGUACGACCUUGCUGCGCUGACACAUUUUAACAUUUUAACAUUCCUGUUCUCAUUUUGUAUCGUAAGGUUUCAAUAAACGCAAUGAAGCUAAACAAUGUA
This is a messenger RNA of Asterias rubens (European starfish), 2506 nucleotides long. RefSeq names its product CAAX prenyl protease 1 homolog. NCBI's taxonomy places the organism in Eukaryota, Metazoa, Echinodermata, Asteroidea, Forcipulatida, Asteriidae. The transcript has 10 exons. The record is from RefSeq and is a predicted model, not a curated record. Gene Ontology annotation, biological process: CAAX-box protein processing. Gene Ontology annotation, molecular function: metalloendopeptidase activity. Gene Ontology annotation, cellular component: endoplasmic reticulum membrane. Bases 38 to 1504 code for a protein of 488 amino acids.